AUGGCAAAUAAUAGAACUAGCAAUCAAAUAAAUUGUGUCUCGCUUUGCAACACAAAUAACUCUCAACAACAAAGACAUCGAACAACUCCAUCUCAAGCACAAUUUCUUGAAAAUUAUUUCACAAACGUUGAUGAUUUUCCUGAUUCAAAUAUGAGAGAAAAAAUUGCUCUUAAAAUAAAUAUGCCUUCCAAAAGUGUUCAUAUUUGGUUCCAAAAUCGUCGUGCAAAACGUAAACAAGAGGAUAGAACUCGUCAAGAACAAGAGACAAUUCGUUCUGCGCGUUCAUCAUCUUCCUCAACUUCUACAUCGCCUCUCAAUCGUACUAUCCUUUCGCAACAACAGUCACGUGCAUCAGAAUUGAUGAUUACUUCUCGCUAUUUGAUUUACGCUAAUACUCACGGAAAUCAUAAUCGCGGAUCCAUCGCUUCUUCGCGACAAUCAUUGGCUCACGUGAAUCGUCAAACUACAUUACAAAAUAAUUGUAAACUUGCUCCAUUAAGAAAUGUAACUUCAAAAGACGAAAUAAUUAACUCUCAAGGCGAAGGCACCAUGCUUCCAUCUUUACAUCGCAUCGUCUCUCAAAUCGUUUCUACAACCUUUGGUGAUAAAAAUACACCAGCAAAUCGUAACAAUAAUGCCUCUCAUAACUCCUCUCCUAAACAGUUUUCUUCGUCGUCAUCUUCAUCGUCUCACGAACAACCAUCAACGUCAUCUACGUUAUUUUGUCCUCCAUUUAAACCUUCUUUUUCUUUACAUCCUUCUCAAUUCUCAGUUUUGCAUCACGCUAUUUUGAAUGCAUCUUGUUCAAAUACUGCUUCAUCUGGUCACAUGAUGGUUGACUCUUCUUAUGAAAAGAACUCUCACUCUCACAGAUUUAAUACCGUAGAAAAAGCUGAUGAGAGUGAAACGCAUAAUGGUGGAGUUGUUAGCAUGAGGAUCGAUCGCCUGUUGACCUAA
This is a messenger RNA of Dentiscutata erythropus, 957 nucleotides long. NCBI's taxonomy places the organism in Eukaryota, Fungi, Glomeromycota, Glomeromycetes, Diversisporales, Gigasporaceae. The record is from the annotation of a GenBank genome assembly.